Messenger RNA from Blastomyces dermatitidis ER-3, 1695 nucleotides. RefSeq lists its product as uncharacterized. The record is from RefSeq and is a predicted model, not a curated record. The coding region runs from base 1 to 1695 and encodes 564 amino acids. NCBI's taxonomy places the organism in Eukaryota, Fungi, Ascomycota, Eurotiomycetes, Onygenales, Ajellomycetaceae. The transcript has a single exon. Gene Ontology annotation, biological process: microtubule-based movement.
AUGGCUACUGCUUCCUCUUCAUCAGGCUUCGACCGGCGACAGUCGCUUACCUCUACAGCCACAGUUCGAUCAAGCCUCCGUCAAGGGCGACACCAUGGGUCUCCGCAUACACCGCAGCAGCGACAGAUACUAUCGUCAUACACGGGCUCUACCUCUCCUGGGUCGUCGUUUCGGCACGAAGAAGAUGCGGUGAUAUUUGAGUUGGGAUCUCGGUAUCUCCGUGCCGGGUUCGAAGGCGACAACUCCCCAAUAUGUGUCGUUAGCUUUGGUCCGGAGGGAGGACGAAGAGUCGGGGAUUAUAGGGGAUGGAUAAGAACCGGUGGGCAUGAGGGAACGAAUUCAAGUAAAGUCCACAAAAAUGUGGAUGAAUGGUCGAAAAGCUACGAGCUUUGGAGCAUGGAUAUCCGAGAUUUUGACAUUGGGCUAUUUGAGGAUAAAGUGGAGCGAACGGUCCGUGAAGUUUACAACAAGUAUCUUCUCACAGACGCGGGCUCUUCGCGGCUGGUUAUUGUGCUGCCGCCAAUUGUCCCUCAUCCGCUUCUCUCAUGUCUCCUAUCAACCAUAUUCAAUCGUUGGAGAUAUCCUAGCAUAACUUUACUGCCGUCUGCAGCCAUGGCGGCUAUUUCGGCAGGGUUAAGAGCUGCACUUGUUGUUGAUAUUGGAUGGGAGGAGACCACAGUUACUGGACUUUAUGAAUAUCGAGAAAUUCAGUCGAAACGAAGCACUCGUGCUAUGAAAUUUCUAAUGCGCAAAAUGGGUUCCUUCCUUACAAGUCUAGCAGAAAACUCGCGAAAGAAACACGAAUCCGAUAAUAACAAUGGGGAUGAUGAUGUAAUCGCGGUGAGCUUUGAAUGGUGUGAGGAAAUAGUGACGCGGUUAGCCUGGUGCAAAAAUAAGGGAAAUACUGAGCCCACUGAAAGGAUCUCUGAGGAGUCUUUCCCAAGCCCAGAAGAUUCACAGCUAUACGAUUACAAUGUCACUUUGCCGUCGCAACUAGGCGAUGCUACCACUGACAUGAAUGUCCCGUUCGCCAAAUUUUCUGAACCGGUUGAGGAAGCUUUGUUUGCUGGAGGCGUUGAUGCAAGAAACCUCGAUGAUGAUGAAAUGCCUCUUGAUCAUUUAGUCUAUUAUGCCCUCCUUGCUCUUCCGCCGGAUAUCCGCGGCGCAUGCAUGUCGCGCAUCAUUUUUGUUGGCGGGGGUUCGAAUAUUCCAGGUAUUCGUCGAAGAAUAAUGGACGAGGUGGAGUUCCUUAUAGGGAGCCAUGGUUGGGACCCCGUUAGAGGGAAGAAUGUUAACAAACGCCGGGGGCAGCUUCAGGAAAUUUCUAUGAACCAACAACGGCCGGUUAGCUCUGCUUCGAAUAGAAGCACCCAAGGAGAUACUCAGUCAGAGUCGGCUACGAAUUUCGUUGACGAAAAGCUGGAACGUGCCAACAGGGAUGCCAAACCAUAUAUGCAUGGGGUUCUUCGCCAGGUUGAGUCUCUCGGGUCCUGGGCAGGAGCUAGUCUUGUAGCCAGCCUCAAGGUCAAAGGAAUCGUGGAAAUUGAAAGAGACAAGUUCCUACAGCACGGUCUUGCGGGAGCAAGUCGCGACUCUGACCUAACCCACAUUGCAGAGCGACGAUCCGGAUAUGGGCCAGGUAUAGGCAGAUCAGGUGUCGAAAGGUCAAGCUGGACACUCGGUGAAUGGGGUUAA